CUGCCUCCCUCCUUCCCCCUCCCCAUUUUUUUUUCUCAGUCUUCCUCACCCACCCCUUUUCUCUCCGUCUCCGUCAUCCCUACACCUCCAGUCUGCUUCUGUUGUCUCGGCGGAUUGUUAGGCUUGUCGGAGAGAGAAGGGAUAUCGCGAGUAUUGGAGUUUUGGUGAGAGUUUGUGGAAGAUGGCGCCUGUUGUGACAGGGAAGUUUGGGGAGCGCCCUCAGCCACUGCGCCUAACAAGAGAAGCGAUGAGGAAUUACCUAAAGGAGCGAGGUGACCAAACCGUCAUGAUCCUGCAUGCAAAGGUUGCACAGAAAUCCUACGGCAAUGAGAAAAGGUUCUUCUGCCCUCCUCCUUGCGUGUACCUGAUGGGCAGCGGCUGGAAGAAAAAGAAGGAGCAGAUGGAAAGAGACGGCUGCACGGAGCACGAGUCACAGCCUUGUGCCUUUAUUGGCAUCGGCAACAGCGACCAAGAAAUGCAACAGCUCAACCUGGAGGGAAAGAAUUAUUGCACAGCCAAAACCUUGUACAUAUCCGACUCCGACAAGAGAAAGCACUUCAUGUUGUCUGUCAAGAUGUUCUACGGCAACAGCGCAGACAUCGGCGUCUUCCUCAGCAAGAGGAUCAAAGUCAUCUCCAAGCCCUCCAAAAAGAAGCAGUCGCUCAAAAACGCUGACCUGUGCAUCGCAUCAGGGACCAAAGUGGCGCUGUUCAACCGACUCCGCUCCCAGACGGUCAGCACACGUUACCUUCACGUGGAGGGGGGCAACUUCCACGCUAGUUCCCAGCAGUGGGGCGCCUUUUACAUCCACCUGCUGGACGACGAGGAGUCAGAAGGAGAGGAGUUCACUGUGAGAGACGGUUACAUCCACUACGGUCAGACGGUCAAGCUGGUGUGUUCGGUCACCGGCAUGGCGCUGCCCAGACUGAUCAUUCGAAAAGUCGACAAGCAGACGGCGCUGCUAGACGCUGACGACCCGGUCUCCCAGCUGCACAAGUGUGCCUUCUAUCUGAAGGACACAGAGCGCAUGUACCUGUGCCUUUCCCAAGAAAGGAUCAUCCAGUUUCAAGCCACUCCAUGCCCAAAGGAACCAAACAAGGAGAUGAUCAAUGACGGCGCCUCCUGGACAAUCAUCAGCACGGACAAGGCUGAGUACACUUUCUAUGAGGGGAUGGGCCCCGUCCAGUCACCCGUCACCCCUGUGCCUGUGGUAGAGAGCUUACAGCUUAACGGUGGGGGGGAUGUCGCCAUGCUGGAGCUGACAGGACAGAACUUCACACCAAAUCUGAGGGUUUGGUUUGGAGACGUGGAGGCUGAAACCAUGUACAGGUGUGCAGAGAGCAUGCUGUGCGUGGUGCCUGACAUCUCUGCCUUCCGUGAGGGCUGGCGCUGGGUCCGGCAGCCCGUCCAGGUUCCCGUCACGCUGGUGAGGAACGACGGCAUCAUCUACUCUACCACGCUGACGUUCACCUACACACCCGAACCCGGCCCAAGGCCGCACUGCAGCGCCGCCGGCGCCAUCCUGCGGGCCGGGAGCUCCAGCCUGCACAAUAACAGCAGCCAGGAAACUGGCCCCGGCGUAUAUGGCCCCAACAGUACCGGCGGCGGCGGCGUUACGUCCUCGUCCUCCACUGCAGCAGCCGUGGUGUCCUAACACACACACAGUAUGCCUUGAGAGCAAACAUACCUUGGGGUAAAUAGAGACAAUAGGAAACGGACCGGAAGUGACUCCUUGUAGAGUGCUGCGUGUUCAUCUGGGAUACAAACUGAAGGAGUGACAUCACACAGGUGUCAGCCAAUGGGAAUAAGCAGAAGAGCUCCGCCUCCUGGGUUACUUAAGGGACCUGCCUAUUUAAUCCUGGUGUUUGAAACAAGUGAAGUUCCUGCACUCUCAGAGCACCAGCACCUUCCUCCAGCUGUGAGACACAACAACACAUCCACCCUGGAAAACACCAACCUGCUUCUCCAUCGUUCCUCUAAAAACGCCUCCUGUUCUGCCUGGAUUCAUUCUCUGAUCUCCAACAAACUCAGCUGGAUGUGUUGUUGUUGCAGGAUGCAGAGACACACAUAAAACGUGACGAUAACAUAGUUUUUAUGGACCAAGGAUCUUGUAUAAGCUUUAGUAAAGGUACAGUUUUCUCCAUACCUUUUUUUGUAUUAAACAUAUAGUACACUUUUGUUACCAAAUAGUUUCUAUUCUUCCUCUGAGCUUUGGGCUUUGUUUUCCCCUGUUUGAGGUCCAAACUCCAAACCUGUAUGUUAAUGUGACCUUACAGCGAAACACCUGCUUCUCAAUACUCGGGGUGAUUUUUUUUCUUUUUUUUUCUUUUUUAUUUUGAUACGUCUUAUUUUGGGGGGAGAAAAAAAAAGUCUGGGUUGGUUUAUUCAGACACGAAGGUUGUUUUUAUUACUUUUCUUUUGUUCAUUUUUAUCAGGGGGGGUUGACCUCAGAGGGGGCUAUAUUUUUUAUCUUUUUUUUUUUAAUGAUGUCUUGAAAAAGAAAAAAAAAAGCUUUAAGCAACGCCUUUGCCUUGCCUGCAAUACUCUGCGUGCUCGCCGCGUCUCCUGGAUCGUUAGCGCAUCAGUGCAUCUCACAUGGAGCCAUAGCAGCAUCUGCAGAAUGUGUGGAGAAAAAAAAAAAAUACAAAAAAACAAACGACCUAGUUGGUUACAAAAACAAGUUAAACUGAUGUAAUAAGCGUUAGUAAGCCUUAGUACUGUCAAUUUUUACUGUGCACACAUUCAGAUCAGUCACAUAUCUAGUAUCUGUUGCUCACUGCACCCGGCGAGGCGUCUUCCAACGCGUGCUUUACUUAUAUCUGAUAGUUUUCCAAAAAGAAAGGGGGGGGGAGCAAAACGACGGACACUUUUGUUUCAAUUUGAUGUGGCCUUACUGCAAAAAAAAAGAUAAAAGAUGUUCAGCUUUUUUCUUAUCUGCUGUUUACUCACCGUGGAAGAAC
Molecule: messenger RNA, 2960 nt
Organism: Cyprinodon tularosa
Lineage: Eukaryota; Metazoa; Chordata; Actinopteri; Cyprinodontiformes; Cyprinodontidae
Gene: rbpjb
Product: recombination signal binding protein for immunoglobulin kappa J region b
Exons: 11
Coding region: 182-1654 (490 amino acids)
Biological process (GO): regulation of transcription by RNA polymerase II; Notch signaling pathway
Cellular component (GO): MAML1-RBP-Jkappa- ICN1 complex; nucleus
Molecular function (GO): RNA polymerase II cis-regulatory region sequence-specific DNA binding; DNA-binding transcription activator activity, RNA polymerase II-specific
Source: RefSeq, a predicted model, not a curated record